Messenger RNA from Penicillium crustosum, 1923 nucleotides. RefSeq names its product ubiquitin carboxyl-terminal hydrolase. Gene Ontology annotation, molecular function: cysteine-type deubiquitinase activity. The transcript has 3 exons. Lineage: Eukaryota; Fungi; Ascomycota; Eurotiomycetes; Eurotiales; Aspergillaceae. Gene Ontology annotation, biological process: protein deubiquitination. The coding region runs from base 1 to 1923 and encodes 640 amino acids. The record is from RefSeq and is a predicted model, not a curated record.
AUGGCCGAACCUAAACAAGCCGAGAAACUCCCAGAGAAAUACCCACCGGUAUUCGAUGAUGACUCAGACGAAAAGGAAGGAGAAGAAGCAGUCAAAAAGGUAGUUGAAAAGGCAGUGGGAGAGAAAGAUGUAGACGACGAGGACGACGAAGAGUCAGAAGGAGAGAUGGAAGUGGAAGAUUUAACAGAGUUAAGAGUAAAGUCAGCAAAGGAGAAAAGGACACUGCGAACUGUCAUCCCCACGUAUUGGCAUCCCGACUUGCCCAAUAAAACCACUGUGGGCUUUCCAAAUGGCAAAGUGGACUGUUAUCGAAAUGUUGUCUUCCAGAUGAUUCUACAUAUGCCCAUAUUCUACAAUUGGCUCAUCUGGUACAAGGAGCACCAUGCCCCUAGGGGUCAUGUUUGCCUUCUGGGCACAUCUGAAAACGGUCCCAGUGAAUGCCAAGUUUGUCAAGUGGCUGAGAUUGCUCAAGGGUUUUGGGCAGGUCAAGCUGAAACUGAAAGUUGGAUGCCUACCUUUAAAUCUCUCACAAACUCGCUCUUGCGUGGUUGGAAACCGGCUGGGGUAGACUCGGAACAAGACCCGGCAGAGUACUUUGACGUGCUUUAUGGCGCCAUCAAAAAGAGCACCAAGCCUAUGAUGAAAGAAGACUUGGAAGAUAUGAUCGAGGUCGAACUCAUCAUGGUGACGAGAUGCGCUGGGAAAACCCCUUGUAACCCAAAAUACAUCUCAAGACGGCAACGGUUUAUGAUGAUCAGCUUAUCCGGAGAGGAGGGCGACACACUCCCCGAGAAGCCUACUUUGAGCGAUGUAAUCGAAAAUCACUUUGACCAUGAGGAUAAUUUCGGUGCGUGUGCGGACUGUGGAGGCAACAAGACAGCCAAAGAACAAAUUGCAAAUUUCCCCGAGCUUCUCUUGGUCCAGCUCAACCGCACCAGUGUGAUGGGCAAGAAGAUCGAGACAAAUGUAUAUCUAACCAAGCAGUUAAAUAUCGAGACACGGUUCAUGGAUGAACGCUGGGGCAACCAACGAAAAGUCGUCCAGUAUAAAUUGACCUCGGUGGUCUUGCAUCAUGGCACGGAUGUAACACGAGGUCAUUACAGUAUCGGUGUUAGAGGUAAAGGGGAUAAAUGGAGCGAGGCAAAUGAUCUACAAAUCUUGAACUGGGACCCCGAAGGGCCUGGAGGCAACCCGAUCCAUCUCUCCACCGGUUAUCUCUUUACAUACCGCCGGUUACCCACGAAUGACGAAGCACAGACACACCCAGAGGCACAGAAACUACAGAAAGAGGGAACCCCUGACUCCGAUUCUGAACCACCUGAGAAUCCUGAGAAUCCUGAGAAUCUUGAGAAACCUGUACUCAAGGGUCCUGUCCCCAAAUCGGGCCCCAAUGUCUUUGAUCCCAAGGAAUUAGCCAAGUUACUGGAUGUCAUGGUUCCCAAAGUUGUCGACAGCUAUAUAGCUCGCUCAGCAGAUGCGAGGCGCAAGGAGUGGGAGAAAUGGGCAAAUGGAUGGGAGAAGAAGAGGGAAGCAGCCCAGACAGCCCAAGCAGCAAAGACUUCGACUUCUGCUAUUGGCUCUGCCAUUGGUUCUGAUAUUGGUACCGGUUCCAAUGAGGAUAUAGUCGACUGGACUAAGCAACGUGGACGACUUCAGAUAACUUUGACUGCAGAUGCAGGAAAAGGAGCAAGGGUGUUGGAUCUUGAAGUUCAAGGAUUGCACUACAAUCGACUAAAGAGGAAGAAGGGAGAGAAGGCAGAUGAAGGAGAUGAAGGGGAUGGAGGAGAUGGGGGAGGUGGGGGAGGUGGGGGAGAUAAGGAAGAAGUCAAGGAAAAAGAGUCGACAUUUAAUAAAUUUAAGAAAAAGGUGCAAGGGAAAGCGAAGGAUUAUGGAGAUGGGAAGGGGAAGAAGAAGAAGAAGUAG